Haemorhous mexicanus (house finch) is the source of this 1445-nucleotide messenger RNA. Its product is annotated as kinesin-like protein KIF26B. The transcript is spliced from 2 exons. The record is from RefSeq and is a predicted model, not a curated record. The coding region runs from base 666 to 1445 and encodes 259 amino acids. NCBI's taxonomy places the organism in Eukaryota, Metazoa, Chordata, Aves, Passeriformes, Fringillidae.
GCAGAGCAGCGGUGAGGCUCUGGCACUCUGCUGGCAGCCUCCGGCGCCGCCAGCCCUGCAGCUCCGCCGCUGACCGGGGAGCGCACGGGGCUCCGCAGCCCGGGUCUUUCCUUCCCUCCCUUCCAAAACUGUCAGGCACAAAUGGGCAGGAGGAUAUUGGCUGCAAGGGGCGCGGAGGCUCCUCCCAGAGCCUGGAUCCCGAUAUUUUUGGAGGAUUUCUUCUAACUCAGUUACAAACCUUGGUGAAGGGAACAAGUUGCCACUGUAGCGGAGGCAGAAAGCGCCUCUGCUUGAGGGGAGCGCGGCUCUCGCUCCUUCUUUCGCCUUCCCAAGGCUACCUCGGAUGCUUCACCUCACUUGCGGAUGAGAGCUGUGCUGCCUAUCGGGGGAGACCGCUUCUGAUUUGGAUGUUGCUGUUUUUGUGAAAACAAGGGUUGUAAGGGAAUGAAAGGGGAGACAAUGAAGAAAAACCGACCGGGAGAGAACCCCAGCCCCAAGCGUUUUCCCGAGAACUGACGGGUGUUUUGGGGCUGAGCGAUCCCGUCGGAGGCGGCGGAGGGAGCAAGCCUGCCCGCGCCGCAGGGGACUUCCCGGGACCGGCUAUUCCCUUCGGAUGCGGACUGGGAAACCUGUAGGAAAUUCUCCCGCCGCCCAGCGAAGCCACCAUGAAUUCAGUGGCUGGAAAUAAGGAGAGGAUUGCGGUCACGGCGCGGAGCAGAAAAUAUGGGGUGACCGACCCCUGCUCCCCCACCAAGCCCGCCGCCCCCUUCUCCCCCGAGAGCUGGUACCGGAAGGCGUACGAGGAGUCCCGGGCUGGCGGUCGCCCGGCUCCGGAGGGAGCUGGCUCUGCCCUGGGCUCCUCCGGCACCCCGUCCCCCGGCUCCGGCACCUCUUCGCCGGGCUCCUUCACCGGCUCGCCGGGACCCGCCUCGCCCGGCAUCGGCACCAGCUCCCCCGGCUCCCUGGGCGGCUCGCCGGGCUUCGGCACCGGCUCGCCGGGCUCCGGCAGCGGUGGCGGCUCCUCGCCGGGCUCGGACCGCGGCGUCUGGUGCGAGCACUGCAAUGCCCGCCUGGCGGAGCUGAAGAGGCAGGCGCUGAAGCUCCUCAUCCCCGGGCCCGUCAGCAGCAAGGUGAGCGCGGGGCCGGGGGAGGCGGGGGGGUCCCUGUGCCCGGAGCGGCCCCCGGCAGCCGCCAGGGCUGUCGGCCACCUGGGCUCCCCUCUGCCGGUGUCACCGCCGAGCGCUUUGCCGUUUAUUUGUGUUCUCCCCCUUCUUGGUCUUGUUCCCUUUUUCUAUCUCCUCCUUCUGCUUCAUGUGGAGCAGCGUGCCUCUGUCUCCGGAGGGCUGUCUGGCUUCAGGAGCAUCUGUGAUAGUUCUUUCAGCGUGCUUUUCUCCGUCUUUCAUUGUAUUGACAGUGAUUCUGUGCUAUUUCCUGAGCGUUUUUAA